ACUUUUGUACACCUGGGAUGACCCCGCUAAAGACAGAGUGUUGGUCUGGAAUGUUUAUAACAAAAAGUGCUCUGGGUUUUACGCAAAUUUUGGAAAGGAUGGUUAUGGCCAAGAGCGGGUUAGUUUUCACAUGGUGAAACCACAGAAUAAUCAACAAACGUUAACAGCGGUAGGUGCUAAAUUAUCAGCCGGAUUGAAAAAACUAUCUGUCGGUCGGCGGGAAGAGACAAACAGUGUUAAAAGCAGCAGUAGCGAUGAUUCUGACCUGGAUGAAAAACCUCAGCUCACUAAAAAGACACGCAAGGACAAAGUGAUGGUUUAUUGGGUGAGCUACUUAGAAGGAUUUCAGCGAGUCCUCCUUUUCACACAAGAUGAAAAACUUGCAUUUCAAAUGAGGAAGAAAAUUGACUUUGAAAAAAGCAAUAUGGAAUUGUUUUUCUCUUUGAAAGGCAUUGGAAUUUCUCUG
Bemisia tabaci is the source of this 466-nucleotide messenger RNA. The record is from RefSeq and is a predicted model, not a curated record. NCBI's taxonomy places the organism in Eukaryota, Metazoa, Arthropoda, Insecta, Hemiptera, Aleyrodidae.